Messenger RNA from Caenorhabditis bovis, 285 nucleotides. Lineage: Eukaryota; Metazoa; Nematoda; Chromadorea; Rhabditida; Rhabditidae. The record is from the annotation of a GenBank genome assembly.
AUGCUCGCAAAUAUUCUGGCAAUCAAUGUUUUCGUCUAUGUCGCGUUUGCAUCUGCAGUACAAAACGAACUAAUUCAAGACUUCCCAGUUGUUGAUUGCGGAACACUCGCAAUAUGCAAUGGGGACCAAGAAUGUCUCGAGGUUCUGACGAGAUUAUAUCGUCUGGAUUGCCCGAUGAAUGAUUUGGAAGACUCAUCUAAACGAUCAAUUGGCGGCGAAAAACGCGCAGGACUCAAAAAUAUUAAGGAAAUCUUCAUGAAGAGUUAUUUGAACCGAAUGCGUUGA